AAUUCCAUCUCCGACUUGAAAUCUUAAAAUUCCUUCACUUUGCAAAGUUCCAGUGAAUCGGAGGGUCGACUUUUGCUUCUGUUCUGAUUUGCAGUUUCAUCACAACUUGCUAAAGCGAAAAAAACUAACAUGGAGAAAUGGCUACAACCGGUGUUUUCAAAUCUCUUGGAGAACAAGAAAUUUAGCGACUGUCGCAUAUUGGUGGGAAAAAAGUCGUUCGAUUCGCACAAAGUCAUUUUGUCCAGUGCAUCGGAGUUCUUUGAGCGCAUGUUCCUCAGUGAUUUCCAAGAAUCCAAGUCGGGCGAAUUCCGCCUGACCGAGGUAGAACCGGAAACGUUCGCCGAGUUCCUUGCCUAUGUGUAUACCUACAACAAGGAGAACCUGGCGAAGAAGCCAAUCUUGCUAAUAAUGGAUCUACUUAGGUGCGGAUCCACUUGGCUUGUGACCUCGCUGGUCUCCGAUUGUGUGGAGAUCCUCAGUGACAAAGCGCCCAGUAUGGUCAUCACCGAGCUGGUCGAGCUUUUCCAGUACGCCCACAAUUUAAACAACAAAAUUCUCAUCAGAACUUCUACCCUAAACUUGAAGAACCGUUUUGGAGCCACCAUGAACUGCUACGAUGCACUGCUUCUGACCUCUGAUGCCUUUGAGCAGUACAUCAUCAUUACCGGGGGCGUGUUGGCCGAGAUCGAGCGGUUCAAGAUGAUCCAGUCUUACAUGACCGUAAACGGAUUAAUUAACCAGGAGGAUGACGAGUCUUCACCGGUUGUCGUCGACGAAAAGAACGAUGGAAGUGAUAGUGUUGACGGUGACUUGGUAAUACCUAAACCCACUUUUCAGGACAGUGAGGAUAAAGAAGAUAAAGAUGACGAAGCGGAUGGAGAGACAGAUUUGGUCCCCAAAGAUAACGAUGUGGAUAGUAAAAUUAAACUCAUACACCGUAAAUACAUUAAAAGACUACUGGGGUACAUAAAAUUCGACCAAAUGACUAAAAAUGAAUUCUACAGAACAAUUGGCAAGUCCACUUUGUUGAAUUAUAAGGAAAAAUACGAAAAACUAUACCUAACUAAAUAAGCGACAUAUUUUUUCAUAUUAUAAAAAAUUUCUGUCUUAAAACUGAAUGGUAUAAACAUAUUUUCCAGAAUCAGAAACAUUGAUCUAUAAUUAAGAUGAUACAAAGUAUAAGGUCUUUUAUUUCCUAUGUUGAGUAUUUUGCGUAAAUAAAGAUUUGAAUAUUGCAUACGAAAGAGAUUUAAAAACAGUUAAAAAAUA
Messenger RNA from Drosophila biarmipes, 1269 nucleotides. Its product is annotated as kelch-like protein 41b. The record is from RefSeq and is a predicted model, not a curated record. The coding region runs from base 130 to 1071 and encodes 313 amino acids. Gene Ontology annotation, molecular function: protein binding. NCBI's taxonomy places the organism in Eukaryota, Metazoa, Arthropoda, Insecta, Diptera, Drosophilidae. The transcript has 4 exons.